This is a messenger RNA of Komagataella phaffii GS115, 1344 nucleotides long. RefSeq lists its product as hypothetical. NCBI's taxonomy places the organism in Eukaryota, Fungi, Ascomycota, Pichiomycetes, Pichiales, Pichiaceae. The record is from RefSeq and is a predicted model, not a curated record. The transcript has a single exon. Gene Ontology annotation, cellular component: intracellular membrane-bounded organelle. Gene Ontology annotation, molecular function: phosphatidylinositol binding. The coding region runs from base 1 to 1344 and encodes 447 amino acids.
AUGGAGACGAAGGUCAAAAAAAUAAGGGUGGUAAAGCCUAAAGCCAAACAGCUGGAUAAGAAUUCUCCGGAAUACUUGGACAGCUUGAUUAAAUCUCUGUUCAGAGGCAGACAAGUGGGCUCUUUACAAGAUCAAUUACCUGCUUUGACCACGUCAACUGAUGUAGAUAAGCAGUUGUAUGCAUUGAUUGGACUGCUUUUCAAAAACUUCAUCUUCAACUGGUAUCCAGGAGAUCAGUCUGAGCUUACACACGAGCUAGUUGGGAUCACAGCACAUGUGACUAGAAACCUACAGCAGCGUAUCAAUUCAUUUGAGGUUUAUGAAAUGCUGUUAGAUGAUACAUUCACGAUACUCAACUUACAUCUGGAAAAGAUAAAGUACAGCAAGAAGGUUACCACUUCGAGGUUUGACAAAAGCUCAGGAGAUAGUUGGGCUGAUACUUUCAAAGUAAUGUCAACUCACCCUGCAUUGGUGGAUCCAAGGACUCAAGCUCGAUACUUGGAGAUAAUAACAGACUGCAUUACCCCUCUACUAUUACCAUAUGAUGAAUGGGACUCCACGGUAGCAAAAGACAUUUUCGGAAAUAUUUUGAAUGGAAUUUUGUUAAAGAACUGUGUGGAAAACUUGAGUGAAGCAUACAUGAUAUGGGAUAUAAUCGAGUUGGGCUGUAAAGUGAUUAUUGAAAAGCAGGAGAACAAUAAGGAACAAGAACCAAACAGAUAUAACAGUUUUUUUUCAACUCAGUGGAUAUCAAACGCAAUUAGGUCUCUGUCUCAUUUUGCGGCGUACUCAACUUCAGUCAAUGUUAAACGAGAUUAUCAAGGCUCCCUUACCAACUAUGCCAUAUUUCCGUUCUUGAAUAAGCUUCUAGAGGUUGAGAGUAAAAUUCCAUUAUUUGUGGGAAUAGUAAAACUUUCAUUUACGUUUCUGACGGAUAGAGGAAAUAAACUGCUGCAUAAUUUGGCAACUAAUUUAUUAGCCAAAUCGAUUUUGAACGACGCAUUCAUAUCAAAUGGGAUCAAAACCAUUCGAAACAUGUAUUUUCCCGGAGAUACAGUAUUUAUUAGAGAACAAAAGUUCAUUCCUCAAACGGAUACAGAAAUUGAGGAAUACAGACAAAAAUGCAGAGCUAUGGUACUGAAAACCCUAAGUUUAGACUCCUUGAAACACGUCCGUUUUCUGGUAACGGAAACUGAUGUGGACAACUUCCUUAACUCUUUUCUGAACAAAGACGUCAAUAAAGAGCUGGUAAUGAACUUACUAGACUUGAUAUUGGGAAAGCUGUUCCCUGAACUUAUGGAAUAUACAGAAAACGAAAUCAAAGCUCAUUCCAUGGUCCAUUAG